Messenger RNA from Ostrinia nubilalis (European corn borer), 4191 nucleotides. RefSeq names its product zinc finger protein 16-like. Gene Ontology annotation, molecular function: DNA-binding transcription factor activity; RNA polymerase II cis-regulatory region sequence-specific DNA binding; zinc ion binding. Gene Ontology annotation, biological process: regulation of transcription by RNA polymerase II. The coding region runs from base 2235 to 3974 and encodes 579 amino acids. Gene Ontology annotation, cellular component: nucleus. The record is from RefSeq and is a predicted model, not a curated record. Lineage: Eukaryota; Metazoa; Arthropoda; Insecta; Lepidoptera; Crambidae. The transcript has 11 exons.
UUGUUGUGGUCAGUUGUGGUUUUUGUCAAAAAAUUAUAAAAUUGUUUUGCGGGUCUUUAUUACAAUUUAAGCAAGUUAUUUGCAUUUAAAAAACGUGAAUUUACUUAGCAAUAGCAGAAAGAUGUCAAGUGCGGCGGCAAAAAAGCGCUUCAGGGCUCUGAGAGAGCUGGGUGUGGAGCCGAUUUUGGCUUCAACACUGGCGGUGAAGAGCUUCGCUGAGCUUAAGCAGAUGGGGUACAAGUUCUCCUCGCAACCUGAAUCUGGGCGCAAACCGGUAAAACGGGUUCGCUCGGAGGAGGAAUCGCCAAAGGGACAUAUUAGCAAAGUCCCAAAGGUGAGUGAGACUUUAAACUCAACCACCGUAGCCUUCAGCGAGGCCGUACGCUUAAUCCGGGUCGGCAUAAAAGACUCCAAGUCCCUGAUGACUAAUACACAACUGGAGUCGCUACGCAAUACCAUCCUGCAAAGCAUUGCCAAAUCCGGAAGGGGCGAAGGGCCUAAAUUCGUGGGCUGCUCCUUUAUGCCAGGCUGGCUCCUCAUCACGUGUGAGGACGAGCGCUCAAAAACCUGGCUUGACAAUAUAAUCCCCUGCCUCAAACCGUGGCCGGAAGCAAGACUUGUUCUCUUGAACGAGUCUGAAACCCAAAAACCUAAUGUGAUUGUGGGGGUAUACAUUCCAAUCUCUGAGGCCAGCAGCGCAACACGGGCCUUAGAUCUCUUCGGUGCUCAGAAUGAGGGUCUGAACACCGAGCACUGGAAAGUCCUUAACACAAAGGUUGACAAGGGAGGUCUAACUCUGACCGUAUCCCUAGACGACCACUCAUUUGAGGCCCUAAAGAUGACGGACCUAAAGGCCAACAUUGGCUUCAGAAAGGUCCAGUUCAGAAUUAAGGGCCCCAUACAGGAUUCCAAGCCCUCCGCUGAACCCCCGACCACCACCUCUACCCCCGUACCCAUAUCCAUAACCACCCCGCCUGAGGGUACCGUGCAGGUCUGCAUAGGACCACAACGGGUCAACCCUCCCUCCACCCCCUCCUCACUCCCAAACAGGGGAAGGGGAACGCGGUUUUCCCCCUACAGGGGGACCACAAGGGGCGCUCAUCCGCCCAGAGGAACCCGGCAGCACAGGGGACCGUACCGAGGGCGGCGGGGCACACAAGGGCGCCGCGGCUCCCAAGCACAAUAGUUCCCACGCCCAAAGGUGAUGGCGGUACUACAGGCCAACCCACACCACGCUAUCGCCGCCUCUGCGGUCAUAGAAAACAUCUUCAGCGAAGGUGGCCUGGACAUCGCCCUUAAGAACCAUGGAUAAACGCCGACUCCAUGGUAGCCGGUCUGAACAACGCCGAACUUUGCAGCGAAGAUACUAAGAUACUACGUAGAAGUCAAAGGGCCGAACAGGUCCAAAGUACUCGUCUGCUCGGCAUAUCUUCCUGGAGAUAAGCAAGAUCCCACUGAAGAACUGACUAACGUCCUGGAAUACUCUAGAAGACAAAAGUCGGAACUGAUAGUGGGAUGCGAUGCUAACGCCUACCAUACCGUCUUGGGAAGCUCGAAUGUACUGGGAAAUACCAACAAAGUAACGCUUACAUGGGUACUAGGACAUUCGAAUAUAGAAGGAAACGAAGUAGCAGAUGAACUCGCCAGAGAUGGAGCCAAUAACCCUCAAAUCGGCGUAGAACCGUUCUGUGGCAUUACCAAACAACGAGCCACCAAGCUACUAACCGCCCUCUGCAAACAAGAGGCUAUUGAGUGGUGGAAGUCUACAUCGGGACAAAAACACUCAAAAGCACUCAUUCAGGGAUAAAGUAACUAAGGAACUCUUAAAGUUCAAAAGAUACAAAGCUUGUGCAGUGACUAGAUACUAACCAGCCACUGCAAAUUAACAAACACAAAUCAAACAUGAACAUGACCGAAGAAACUCUGUGAAGAUUCUGCCAUACAGAAGAAGAAACGGGCAUGCAUGUUCUUUGCUCAUGCGGCCCGCUUAUGAGCAAAAGAAGCAUCCAUCUUGGGCGACACAUCAUACACCCGGAUGAGAUAGCAGAUAUCACGCUCCAAAGAAUCUGGAAAUUUAUAGACUCAACGGGACUAAACAGUGAACUCUAAAGACAAGGGCUGCCACAAUAGAUCAAACCUGGUCGAGCUGGCGCAAAUGAAGGCCCAAAAACCAAUAAUAAUAAUAAUAGUACUCAUAGCGCCUACACCAAUUUAAACUUUAUCUUAUUUCAUACAUGAAAUUAUUAUAUUUUUUUCGCAUAAACUUACAGCAUAAAAAAGUUUAUAAAAUAAUGUUAAAAACAGAAAUUAAAAGUGAAUACGAUACUGCUAUGCAGCCCCAGUGCCGUGCGUGUCUUAGUUUAAGUAGAAAAUUAAUUCCAAUAGGAGAAUACAGUCGUAUUUACUACAAAUUACUAUUAGAAAAACAAUAUGAGUCUAUUCUGCCCUCUGAAGACAUACAGCUAUGUUGGGAAUGCAUCGCCCAACUGAGGAAACUUACACGAUUCCAGCGUCAGGUCCAAAAGGCAAACGAUAUGAUUCAAACGCGCCAGAAUUUCAUGUUCGGCACCCUUUCAAAUCUAACAACAGUCAUCAUGAACGAUACAUACCCUAAUAUCAUCUAUGUAAACAAUACUAACAUAGAAAAUGAUGUAGAUAAUGAAAAUAUCAAUCAUAAAGACGAAUGUGAUAGUGUUAAUAAUGAUAAUGAUGCAUUUAAUGACGAUAAUGAUUCGUUUUUUAAAGAUAAUGAUAGUAAAGUUGACAUCAAAGUUGAUAAUACAGUUUUAAAUGAUACUGUGAACGAGAAAAAAGAAGUAAAUAUUGAUAAACAGAAAGAAAUUAAAAUAAAAGUUAAAUACAGAAAUAAAUGGGCAGAAAAGAGAGCUCGCCUAAAUAAGAAACCUAAAUUUAAAGUUCUUACAUGCAAAGAACUGACGGUCGAUAAGUAUUUUAGAAGAGAACAGAUAGAUGUAGAGACUUGCAUGAAAGAAAGAGACGGUGAUGGUUUUGUAAAGGGUAUGUGUGGAAAAUGUGGAAUAACAUUGAAAGGUGAGGGUAUGCUGUUGAAACAUACAUGCCAUAAAAAGACUACAGGAACAUACAUCUGCGACGUAUGCAAUAGACGAUUAUCACAAAAAUCCCAAUUCCUACGUCAUAUAAGAAGACAUUUCUUCAAAUACCACUGCAAGCUUUGUAAGUUCAGUUGUAAGAUUAAGAAAGAAGGAAUGAAACAUUUGGUCAACGAUCAUAGAAAAGUGUAUCAAUGUUUGAAGUGCGAGUUAGCGUUUGCGAGCAGACAAGAAUUCUCCCAGCACUACAAGGAGUGGCACGAAAAGUUUGUGUGCGACCACUGUGGAGUCAGCUUCAAGAUGAGAUACUGCAUCAAGGAUCAUAUCAGGAAACAGCACUCGCCAUUCGAGUGCGUGCCCUGCAAUAAGAGGUUCGCUCGCUACAACGGACUGUGGUUCCACAAUAAGGUGUGCCAUCCUCCGCCCAGCGACGGCCCACCGCUGGGCGCGUACUGCGUGGAAUGCGACAAGCGGUUCCCAGACGUAUACAGGUACAAGUGGCACCUACAGAACAGCGUCAAACACACGCCCAAGAAGAAAAUACGGGUGCCAUGUCCAGAUUGCAGCAAGGUAUUCUCAAAGAACAUAUACAUGAAGGAUCACUACAACCUUGUUCAUCUGAAGAACUUUAAGUACAGAUGCGAAGAGUGUGACAAGAAUUUCGUCCGUAACGCUGACCUGGUGAAACACCGGCGGAAGAUACACGAGGGUAUUCUACCACCGAAGAAUAAGAUAUGCUACGUUUGUGGGAGAGGGUUUACGACCAACGAGAUACUAAGCCACCACCUCCGAACUCACUCGGGCGAGCGGCCGCAUCAGUGCACAGCCUGUCCUGCGGCCUUUGCACAGCGCGCCGCUCUGCGCGCUCACAAGCGUACGCCGCACCCUGCCACGCGCAAAUGAACUAUCUUAACGCAAUAAUCAUACGGUACAAUAUACACAUAGCUUACAGUCUAAGAAUAAAGUCAGUAAAACACUUGAAUCUUUCCUUUCUUUAGGCUUUUAUAAGUCAGGACAGGAUCUCUUUUAUUUAAUAUCGGUUCGAAGGACCGAAUUAGUUUUUUCUAGUAACUGUCACAGAUUGACUCGAAUAUAAUAGUCAUUAAACACUUGAGCUCUU